AUGUAUGGCUUGACCCCGCCGGCUUCUGCGGCCGGAGCGUGGGCCCCCUCAGCGACCGAAACAUGGGACACGACCCGCAAUGACCAGCAUCACGAGCCAGCCCACUACGUGCCUCACCUCGACAGCACCAUGUAUCAAUCCGGAUGGGAGCAGCACCAUGGGCACUAUGACACCUAUUCGGCACCCCAACAUCCUCACCAUCACCAUCAGCAUCACCUUUCCGCCGGCCCCUUCGCCGAAGCUCCGGCCGGACCCCCUGUGACGGCACCAAUAGCUCGAGCGUCAUCGACUGGCGUCGAUCACCACCGUUCGACCUCUUCGCCGUCGCACUUUUACGAUCGCCAUGACGUUAGUCGCGUGUCUUCUACCUCGGUGAUAUCUCACCAUUCCGAUCCCCCUUGGUCGGACCCUUCGCCAUUGCAAGAUCCUCAUCUGGCCGCCGCUCGUCAUUCUUCCCCCGUUUCAGCCCACCCUUUGGGCGCGCCGUACGCCACUUCGAGCUCGGCGAGCUACCGCACCGCGGCCAUGUCGCACCCGCCUCCGCGUCCCACUGCCUCCGCUCUGGCAUCAAACCCUCCCCAUCACGUGCGCGUCGGUAGCAACUCAUCCACGAGUGCGGUGUCCUAUGACAGUGACCGCCUUUCAUCGAUCAGCCCUCCUGUCAGAGGUAGCGACGGCACCCUGAGCCCGCCAACGACGGUCCGAUCUGAUUCGAGCUCUGACGAAGCCCACGAACAAGAGAAGGCUCCGGCUUCGUCUUUGUUCGACUCAAGUCCGUCGGGUUUGUCAGCGAUGGCCAAGAAUCCCACGGUGAACGCUACUGCGCCGGGAAGUUCGACCCUCGUCGCUGCGGAAUCCCCUAAGCGCUCUUACCCGGGCGCCAAACGAGGUCGCAAGCCCAAACCCCCGCCUUCGCCCGAGGAAGCCAAACGAAACCGCGAGAUCUGCCUCGAAAAGAAUCGCAUCGCUGCUCUGCAGUCGCGACGACGGAAGAAGAUUAAAAACGGACAACUCGAAAACCGUACGUUGCUAGGCCAACGAUUCUGCUCGCCCGAGACGUGCAUGCUGAUCGGUUGACCUGUCCUAAUAUCAACCCAUGUAGAAGCAAACGAGCUCAUGUUGCGCAACAAGUCUCUGCAAAUCUUUGCGCGGGAUCUUCACGUCGAAUUGAUGCAAUUGCGCGCGCUCCUGGCUCGACUGCCCGGCGGCUUUCCCGACGUCAACGCCUAUCUCGACCGCGAGGCUCAGGGCGGCGGUAUCCCCACCAUCAUGAGGAUUGCGGGACCCACGCUGGAGCGUGACUAUACACCACCAUCAGAUAUUUGAUCGAGUCGGCUUCCUCCUCGUUCAACUGCCGUGUGCCCCAGCGCCUGAGGGUCCAUAAUCGACCCUACCCAAAUCCCUCUCGAAACGCCAACCAUACUGUAGCAUUUAGUCGUAUUAUCGACUGCAUAAUUCGCAUUGUACUCACUGUUGCCCUCUCCAUUGUCGGAGACUUUUCUCGCAUCUUCAGACUCCAUUAUACAUAGCUGCUCCUUUCCCAAUACCUCGUCUACAUACAUUGUUGUGUUUCCAAGUCGCCCAUUACUGUCAACGCUUUGGGCUGUUGUAAAUCUAAUCACAUAG
Microbotryum saponariae is the source of this 1626-nucleotide messenger RNA. The record is from the annotation of a GenBank genome assembly. Lineage: Eukaryota; Fungi; Basidiomycota; Microbotryomycetes; Microbotryales; Microbotryaceae.